This is a messenger RNA of Onychomys torridus (southern grasshopper mouse), 1982 nucleotides long. RefSeq names its product N-acetylglucosamine-1-phosphate transferase subunit gamma (gene Gnptg). Gene Ontology annotation, cellular component: Golgi apparatus. The record is from RefSeq and is a predicted model, not a curated record. The transcript has 10 exons. Lineage: Eukaryota; Metazoa; Chordata; Mammalia; Rodentia; Cricetidae. The coding region runs from base 41 to 976 and encodes 311 amino acids.
UUCCUGCUCUCGCUCACGUGACCGUGCGACCCCGGGAGCCAUGGCGGUGCGGCUGGCCGGCUUCCUGCUGCUGCUGGGGCUCGCGGCGCGCGGUCAGCGGUUCCGCGAGCUUGCCCCUCCGCACGUCGGCGUCGCCAGCCUCUGCUCCCUGCUCAUCGCCUCGCUCUCCGCAGGGCCCGCGCCGGCACGUGCCGGGAAGAUGAAGGUGGUAGAGGAACCCAACACAUUCGGGCUGAAUAACCCGUUCCUGCCCCAGGCAAGUCGCCUUCAGCCUAAGAGAGAGCCUUCGCCUGUAUCGGGCCCCCUGCAUCUCUCCAGACUUGCUGGCAAGUGCUUCAGCCUAGUGGAGUCGACGUACAAGUAUGAGUUCUGCCCUUUCCACAACGUGACCCAGCACGAGCAGACCUUCCGCUGGAAUGCCUACAGUGGUAUCCUUGGCAUCUGGCAUGAAUGGGAAAUCGCCAACAAUACCUUCAAGGGCAUGUGGAUGACUGAUGGGGACUCAUGCCACUCCCGAAGCAGGCAGAGCAAGGUGGAGCUUACCUGUGGGAAGAUCAAUCGACUGGCCCAUGUGUCUGAGCCAAGCACCUGUGUCUACGCAUUGACAUUCGAGACCCCCCUCGUCUGCCAUCCCCACUCUUUGUUAGUGUAUCCAACCCUGCCAGAGGCCCUGCAGCAGCGCUGGGACCAGAUGGAACAGGACUUGGCAGACGAGCUAAUCACACUGCAGGGCUAUAAGAAGUUGCUGAGGGUGCUUUUUGAAGAUGCUGGCUACUUAAAGGUCCCAGGAGAAACUCAUCCUACCCAGCAGGCAGGAGGUUCCAAGGGCCUGGGGCUUGAGACCCUGGACAACUGUAGAAAGGCACAUUCAGAGUUGUCCCAGGAGGUACGAAGACUGACCAAUCUGCUGGACCAGCAUGGAAUCCCCCACACUCAGCCCACAGGAACAGUCCCAGUCCUUAUUGUAGGAGGCUGAAGUCAUCACCCUAGACACAUCCUCAGCAGAAUUUUAGCCAUGGGCCCGAGGCCAAGCUGUGAGGGGCGGGCACUGCCUUUGCCUUGGAAGCUGAUGGUGAGCUGCAGCAGAGCUGGGGUUGCUGGUCACGGGAUGGAUUCUGGUAAUAACUGGAUGCACAGCUCAGGUACCAGAUGUUUGUUAAAACUGUCAUGGAAUCUCUGGAUCAGCUAGAGGUGAGUGUGGUCACAGGUGCAGCAGACUGAAGUCUCAGGUGUACAGUCCCUUUGUUCAGCACAAGCUAGGGUGCCCCAGGCGACUCAGGGUCCAAAGCACCGUUGCCAUUACAGACAAGGCAUCAGAACACAGCUCCUUCCCGAGUAGAUCUUGGACUCCUCUGAAUGCCUGAUUCCUUUGCUGCAUUUUUCAUUAGCAUGAAAUUGUCUUUCAAGGGAGAAGAAAAAAACCAAAUGAACCAAUUCCUUCACUUCUUUUGCAAGGCACAGGCACUUGGAAGUGGCCACGGAUCACAUAAGUGCACGACAGAGCUCUGGAAAUCACUCUGUGAUACUGGAAUAUAAAACUCCACCUACAUGUGCACCUGCACAUGUUUAGGAAAAUUAGUUCCUUUCAUAAAAUUAAGAACAUCUAAAUGUAUAUGUGUCUCUCAAUAACCACUCUCUGCUUAUAAAUACUAUUUGUUUGCACUUAAUUUUAAAAUGUAAAAAUCCUAGGUCUUCUUCACUACUAGAUAAAUGUUCAUUUCCUAAAUAGUUUCAGAAUAUGAAAUCUAACGUAGUUACCAUUACUAUGAGUUAACAACAAACUGAUAGAUAGGAAACUUCAAGUUCACAGUACACUUAUAAAGCUUCAUGUUAUCGCAUAUUAAAAAACAUGGACCUAGAAAGCAGCUUAUACAAUUUAUAAUGUCUAAAUUCCUCGGUUUACAAAGUGCUUUGACAAGGCCUGACCUCCCACUGGCCUGGCCACAGCAGUGUCAAGGACUGGGGGCACCAAAAACAUGCCA